UCCACUCGAAAACAACCGCGCCAGCCAGCCACACAGUCCCGAGCAGCCAGCCGGUCGCCUCACUCCUCGCUCGUGCGCAUUGUCCGGCAAGCAACGCUCGCUACGCGCGGCGUGGGUCAUGGCACUACUGCUGCUGCGCGGCUGCCUCGCGCCGGUCAACGCCACCGCCCCGGCGUUUCGGCGAGGGGAGACGACGAGCCUGGUUAGUUACCGCCGGCCGUCCCGGUUCGGCGCGGUCGUCGCCUCGGCCGCCGCGUCCUCGCCGUCCGGGGGCGACGGCGCGACCGCCGCGGUGGACGCGGUGCUGCGCGGCUCGGAGGGGUCCAAGGCCAACGCGCUCGACUACGGCGGGACCACCGGCGCCGUUGUCUCCGGCACCGCUAGGUCCACGACCAUCGAGACCACCGUCGAGAGGAUCAUCUUCGAUUUCCGGUUCCUGGCUCUCCUCGCCGUCGCCGGAUCGCUGGCGGGCUCCCUCCUCUGCUUCCUCAAUGGAUGUGUGUACAUAAAAGAGGCGUACUGCGUCUACUGGACGAGCUGCGCCAAAGGUGUACAUACAGGGCAGAUGGUCCUCAAGGUCGUCGAGGCCAUUGAUGUGUAUCUUGCUGGAACUGUCAUGCUGAUCUUCGGGAUGGGCCUCUACGGGCUGUUCAUCAGCAACGCGUCCAACGAUUUACCCUCCGGAUCCGACCGGGCUCUGCAGGGAUCGUCGCUGUUUGGGAUGUUCGCUCUCAAGGAGAGGCCGAAGUGGAUGAAGAUCACGUCGCUGGACGAGCUCAAGACGAAGGUGGGGCACGUCAUCGUGAUGAUCCUGCUGGUGAAGAUGUUCGAGCGGAGCAAGAUGGUGAAGAUCACCACGGGGCUGGACCUCCUCAGCUACUCGGUCUGCAUCUUCCUCUCCUCGGCCUCCCUCUACAUCCUGCACAACCUCCACCGGCCCGAGCACGAGGAGUCGGUCAUGCCCCACUUGUAGCUGAACCGUGCCACUCGCUCAGAGGCCAUGGCCUCGUGAUGUACAUGUACAUGUAGGUUGAUAUCUGAUCGAUCGAUGCAUCGACCCCGACGUGCUAAGAAGAGAACGAAUCGAUUCGCGGUUGGGGAUCGGCGCUCGAGCACGAGGAACAUGUGUACUGUAACAGUGUAGGAAGGAAGAACUUGAUCAAAACAUUCAUAUAAAAAACACGAAGUCUCUGGAGUUUGAAGUU
Triticum dicoccoides is the source of this 1205-nucleotide messenger RNA. RefSeq lists its product as uncharacterized. Bases 119 to 973 code for a protein of 284 amino acids. NCBI's taxonomy places the organism in Eukaryota, Viridiplantae, Streptophyta, Magnoliopsida, Poales, Poaceae. The transcript has 5 exons. The record is from RefSeq and is a predicted model, not a curated record.